Messenger RNA from Sinocyclocheilus rhinocerous, 896 nucleotides. It is a transcript of the gene spc24, whose product is annotated as SPC24 component of NDC80 kinetochore complex. Gene Ontology annotation, biological process: chromosome segregation. The record is from RefSeq and is a predicted model, not a curated record. Gene Ontology annotation, cellular component: Ndc80 complex. NCBI's taxonomy places the organism in Eukaryota, Metazoa, Chordata, Actinopteri, Cypriniformes, Cyprinidae. The transcript has 6 exons. Gene Ontology annotation, molecular function: microtubule binding. The coding region runs from base 181 to 789 and encodes 202 amino acids.
AUAUUAUGGAUUUUAUAUAAUUUAAUGUAUUAAAACAAUGAUCACGAUGGAGGGAAAACAAAAGUUUGAAGUACUGAAGCUGGUUUUUAUUCAGGCGCGUUUCUGGAAAGCGCGCCAAGCAGCCGCCAGUUUGAAAUCCGGAUAAACAGCGCGUGGAUCGGAAGCAUUAUUAAUGCAGACAUGGCACAGAACGAUGCGAUGCAUGACGAUGACCUUGCGAAAUCAGGGGAAGCAUUGAUUGAGUUCAUCAAGAGCAGUAAGGCAGAGAGCGCUCUUCGAGGAGCAAGAGAGAACCUGCAGGAGUUCUUUGACCACCACAUCAAGACCAAGAAGACCACAACCGAGCUCUUAAAUGGUCUUGUACAUGCAGAGGAAGAGGUCGGUCAGAAACUUCUGGAUUUAGAGUGGCAGAAGAGCCAAAUGGCGCAGGAGAUCGAGAGGAUGGAGCAGGAAGUACAGCGGAGCCUCUCCAAAAGCCAAAUCCUGGACUCAGAGCAGGAAUACUUGCAGAAAGAGUUGGAAAGACUCCGAGAUACCGAGCAGGAAAUUCAAACUCUGCAACAGGAAGUGGAUGAGGACACAACUGAGGUCAUUCCUUCAGCCAUAUACGUUGCUCAGCUCUACUUUAAAGUAACCAAGAUAAAGCUGGAGGUGGACACAGAGCCGCACAUACUGAGGGGAGUUCACUACGGUGCGGAUGUGGCAGCCCCCAUUAACAUAGACACAUCCACCCGCUCGCCCUGUGAGAUCAGCGAUGACCUGUGGAGCCUGGUCAAUACUGAAUGGUAGACCUGGUGCACAUGUACACUGUUAGCUAAAUUACUGUUUGUUUUUAUGCGUGUAUAUAUGUGUAUGUGUUUUGUAAGUCUGUUAAUAAAUUUGUCCCCUUUGCAUCA